UCAGAAAUCUGAGGCUGAGGGGAACGGAUCUUUUUAGUGAAAGAGUUUUUAUUCCUGUGAGUACCGAAUGCCGAUGAAAAGUGUAAUUGGUUAACUUUUUCUCAUUCUUAGCUUUUCCAACUGAAAUCCUAAAAUUAUUUUUGUUUGAGGUUGUCGCAGCGGCCUAGGCCGCAGGCCGAACGAAGCCGAAUUUUGCUGUGCCGGCGCUAUCGCUGUGAGUUUUCUUAAGAAUUCCCAAAGAAGUGCAACACGUGCACUUGUAUUACAUGCUCGUAUUUCUCCUCUUCCGUCGUCAUGUCUUCAUUUGCCGUAAUUAUCAUGUAUAUUAGUGCCACCGUGCCAGUGCUACACCUGUGAAUUUUUCAAACCUUCAAUUUAGCGCAGAAUGAUUCAUCUGCGGCAAUUCCAGGUGUUGUUGAGGGCCAGAUAAAAGGCAAACUUGGAAACCAUCUCAUCAAAAUGCCUGCUUUUCAGGAAGGGAGCAUUGAGCAUGUACAGGCUCAAAAAAUCAUUGUAAUUCAUCCAGGAUCGCUCUACGUUCGUAUUGGGCGAGCUUCAGAUCACAACCCCCACACAGUGCUUCAUGCAAUUGCACAGCGCAGGACAAUUGGUGGAGCAACGCAUGUAGACACAGUUUUACCUCCAGUUGUCUCUAGGGCGAAAGAUUCGCAUCAAGUAAUGGAGGAUUGCCGUUUGCAGUUAUCGCACACGUUACAAUCAAGUCUACAAUCAAACGGACAACGACGAUAUGCCACUCCUCCGCAACAAAUCGCUGCUUUCAACAGGAGGACGGAACCGCAAACAAUUAGCACUACUAUUGGAGCUUGGGUCAAACCAGAAUCAGACACUGUUAUAGGCGAUGAUGUUCUACUAUUAAACCCAGAUUUAGAUUACAACAUCCAUUUUCCGAUGCAGAGAGGCCAGCUAAAUCUCCACUCAGGAAUAGGAGGAUCUCUCACCUCAGUAUUAGCAAAUAUGGAGUCAAUAUGGACUUAUCUAAUUCGGAACAAGUUAGAUAUUUCUAUCAAAGAUCUGAAGCUCUACCGAGCAGUUCUUGUUAUCCCUGAUAUCUGUGACAGAACUCAUAUGCGAGAAUUGAUUUCUCUGCUGCUAAAUGGUAUGGGUUUUGGUGCUUGCUUCCUCGUUCAGGAUCAUGCUGCAGCAACUUUUGGGGCUGGUCUCGCGUACGCUUGCGUUGUCGACGUUGGCCAUGAGAAAACGUCAGUGAGCUGUGUUGAAGAUGGUUUAUCCCAAGCAAACACCCGAAUCCGAGUGAGUUAUGGUGGUGGGGACAUAACUCAGUCGCUGCACUGGCUCCUUCAGCGUGCAGCUUUUCCGUACACUACUGCCAAUCCAACCAUCUCUUACCAUGAUGCUGUACUGCUCCAGAAGUUAAAACAUGACCUUUGCCAUGUUAACAUGGACAUCUGCGGCUGUCAGGAAAAGAACUUUGCAGUCCGGCAGCCGGGUAAACCUGCCGUGCGCUACACUUUUCAGGUUGGCGAUGAGUGUCUCAUAGCACCAUUAGGACUAUUCCAACCUGAAUUAUUUGAUCUGACAGGCAAGAAAACUGUAACAACGCAAAAGAGGACACUCAGUGACCCUGAAGAUCCUUUUGAUGCAGAAUUCAUUCGAGAAACUAGUCGGCGUGGGACAAAAGAAAAUAUGGAGGAAGCUGGCGGUGAUACGACUGUUGUAACUGGCGGAGAGGAAGAGCUUGUUGUUGACGAGCCCAGUGGAGGUGGUGAAUUCAUUGUGGACUCGGGACAGUUACCUGGCCUAGACACUCUCAUUUUGGACAGCAUAGAACGCUGCGGCACUGAUGACCUUAAGAAGAAAAUGUACAGUUGUAUCUUAAUUGUUGGAGGAGGAAUGAAAUUUAGCAAUAUUGGAUCUUGGCUUCAAAACCAUCUCUCAUUGCAAAUACCAGCUCAACAUCGUCCAGAACAAAUUGAUGUGAUCACCGUCCCGAAAGAAGUGGACCCUGAAAUCGCUACCUGGAAAGGUGCCUCAGUCAUGUCGUUCCUGGAAUCUGCGCAAGAACUGUGGCUCACACCUGCAAUGUGGCGCAAGCACAGUAUCAAAAUUCUGAGGGAACGCGCUCCGUUUAUUUGGUGAUGUUGUCUCUUUUUAGUUUCGGAAUUCUUAAUUGAAUCAAAUUCAACGGGAAUGAAACCCAAGUUUUUUUUAUAGACACUGUAGGGUUUUUGAGCCCUAGUUUUUCAGGGAGCUGUUCAGUGUUUGGGCUAGGAAAUACUUUUGUAAAGAUAUCGGCAACGUUUUGAGACAAAGGUACAUAUUCAAAUCAAAUCCUACCUUUCCUCUCCUCUUCUUUGUCAAUAUGAUUAAAUAUAAACAUGCCUGGUCCUUUCAAACAGUAAAGGAUCCUUACUGAGUGAAAUAGCUUUCCGAUUGUCAGCAAAUACCACAUUUGGAUUUUGAAUGAAUUCGGAUCAGUCAAUCUCGGUUAAAAAAAAUUCCUAGCCACUUUAAGUCUGAUACAGUCACAGCCAUUUCUAUGUAUUCAGCCUCAGUGAUGAAGCGGAUAUUAUUUAUUUGCUUUCUAAUUUGCCAAGUUACUGCUUCUUGGACCAGCAAAGCUACAAAUCCACUUAGAGAUUUUUUGUCCUAGAUGCAAUUGACCAUAAAAUGCAUGAACUGGCUGACAGGACUUGUGAUAUCUUAGUUUUAAGUCUGUAGUGAAGUCCCUCUUAAGUACCUCAUCAUAUAUUUUUGCUACUUUUUUUUUUCUGGACGGAUUUUCAUUAUGUCCUCUCACUUCGCUCAGAGCAGAAGUGCAAUCGGGUCUAGUAUUAUUUUAUAGAUAAAACAAGCUGUCUGUUGCUCUUCUGUAGGAUGUCUGAGCAAUCAGCUCACUCUUAUUAUCGUUAUCAAAUCCACCAUUAUUGAUGGUGCUGUACAAGGAUUACGUUUGUCCAUGCCACAAUCUUCUAAGAUUUUAUUUGCAUUCAAACUUUUACUUAAAGUAAUGGAGUAAUGGUAUCUUACUCUAUUCAAAACGAUAACAUGUGCUUUGAUACCUCUAAAUCUCAGAUCAAACAAAUUGGCUUUUGCAUGACUGUUUUUGAUGCAAAGUUAAGGAACAACUUAAUUUAUUGAUCGAAUCUUACUGAAAACUAUAAAAUUUUCAUGGAUUUGCAAUUGGUGGAGAUACCCGAGAGCAUCAAUGGAAUGCAGGGAUGUUUUAUAUUAGAUGGAAAGAUGACAUUUUACAACCAUUAGCUACUUGGUUGCCUACCUUAUUCUCGAGCUCUGAUUAUUCCGCCAAUAUUUGAGGCUAAUCUGAGUUGACACUGGAUGAUCAUAAAUGCGAUAAUGACCACAAAAAGCUGUAACAGAGAACCAUGACAUAACAGUAGAACUUAUUAGGAUGAAAGUACUGACAAUAUUUUCAUCUGAGGCAGGUUGAGAGUGAUAGUGAAACUAUGGUCUUCUAUGCAACUGAAGUUAAAGUCUUGAACACAAUUUCACCUCAGGGGUUGUUAAAUUCAACAUAGGCGCCCUUAGGUACCCAAAACUUUAGGAUCAGUUUUUCAUGAAUAUUAUGAGUAAAGAAUAAGUAAGUUUAUGAAGUUAUUGAAACAAGGAUUCGUAACACAAAGAUUAUCCAAAAAGGUUCUGUGCUGGAGGACGGUUUGGAUAGUGUUUAUUCAUGAAUGCUUUUUGGAGCAUGGUCAAUCUUAAAUUUUAACAAAAUGAAAGAAUGUUACAUAGCAACAAAAACUACAGCAAAUGAAAUAGAAAAGUGUCACAGUGCUUGAUGAACUUAGCUAAGUAGGAAGCAAAAGGAUAACUGCAGGACGUCUAGAGAUAUAAUCACAACUCAUUAUACAGAGAUGUGCAAGUUUACAAUGAAAGUAACAUCACAAUAAAUGCAUCACAGUAAAUUAAUUUCCAAGUACAUGGUACACAAAAUAUUGUCUCCUUUCUACGAAGUUACAGCAGCAGUAGCUAAUUUUAGUAGAAAUACCAUGCAAAAUUGUUGAAGCAUCCUCUAUU
This is a messenger RNA of Bemisia tabaci, 4020 nucleotides long. RefSeq names its product Actin-related protein 8 (gene Arp8). The record is from RefSeq and is a predicted model, not a curated record. Lineage: Eukaryota; Metazoa; Arthropoda; Insecta; Hemiptera; Aleyrodidae.